Molecule: messenger RNA, 1357 nt
Organism: Paramecium octaurelia
Lineage: Eukaryota; Ciliophora; Oligohymenophorea; Peniculida; Parameciidae
Source: the annotation of a GenBank genome assembly
AUGAACGAAAUCACAAUCCCAUGCUCCAAUUGUAAGCAACCAAUAGCAGAAUCUAAACAUAUGCUCCAUGAAACAUAUUGUUUGCGUAAUAAUAUUAAGUGUCUAAAAUGUGGUUAAUUUUAUGAUAAAAAUGAUCCAGAGAGUCAUGAGGAGGAAUACCACAAAAAAGAAAAAUGCUAAUAUUGUUCUCUAGAAUUUGAAGGUCACUUUCAAUAUUAUAUCAUUAGAUUUGAAAAAGCAUAAAUGCUUGAAGAAACCAAAGUAAUGCUUACAUUGCGAUCUCUAUUUUCAAACUGAUUAAUUAUAUUAGCAUGAGAAUCAAUGUGGUAGUAGAACACAAAAAUGUGAUAUUUGCAAUAAUUAUGUAAUGAUACGAGAGUACGAAAGUCAUGUGAUGACUUGCAAACCAAAACCAAAAGUUGAACCUCCUUAAGUGUAAAAUAAGCCCAGUACUUAGGAAAUUUUCGAUAAACCCAAUUAUAAUAAGCAAUAAAUAGAUGACAGAUUUGAUCAACAAAGGUAUAAUAGCAAAAACCAGACAUCAUAAUAAGAUGCGUAAAGCCAAGCAUUUAAAAAAUAAUAACUUCAACAACAAUAAUAGCAAUAACAAUAAUAAUAACAAUAACAAAAUAAGCCUAUUGGAUCUGGGUUUAAAUAUGCGUAAGCAGCUGGAGAAACAAAAAAUUAGUAUCAAAUUAAGGAUGAGGAUAAAAAUAGAUAAAAGGAUAAUAAUAUAAGACCCCCAUCAUCUAAUACUUAAACAGGUUCUAGGACUUAAAAGCAGCCCACAACCCAAGCCACUUAGCCAAAAUAAUAGCCUGGUUCUUUAAUUAAUUAAAGAUAAUAAAAUUCAACUCAAAAAGAAGAUAAGACUCAAUUUGAUAAUCAAUACGAAAAGCAACAAUAUAUAAAUAAGCAAUCUUAACAAGUUUAACCUCAAACUUAAUAAUAACAAAAGUAAACAGUUCAAGCCUAGAAAAGUUUAGAAAGCUAUAAAUAUACUUAGAAUAAUAAACCAUAAACUUAAAUUUCAAACAAUAAGCCUGAUUUGAGGAGACCUGAUACAGCUAUAGCAAGAGAGAUUUAAAAGUAAAUUGAAGUUGAAGAACAGUUUGGAAUUAGUUCAGAGGAAUAUCUACAAUAGUAAAUGUUAAAUGAUAUCAAACAAAAAGACAAGUAAGAAAGGGCUCCACCAAUCAAAAAGGCACCACCUCCUCCUCCUCAACCUGUGGUACCGGAAAGGCUUCCUUAGUAUUUUGAUAAUUAGGAAUUUGAUUUUGGGGAUGUUUCGGAGGAUGAAAAACUAAUUCAAUAACAAAUAAUGGAAAGUCUUAAAUUUAAUUAGAAGAAAAGUUGA